Molecule: messenger RNA, 759 nt
Organism: Aspergillus tanneri
Lineage: Eukaryota; Fungi; Ascomycota; Eurotiomycetes; Eurotiales; Aspergillaceae
Exons: 3
Coding region: 1-759 (252 amino acids)
Source: RefSeq, a predicted model, not a curated record
AUGGGUAACUGGAAGUCCCAGUCUCCCCCCGACUACAAUGAGGUCGUUGCAUCCAAUUACGCUAGCAACCAAUCCUCCUCCCCUGACGGCUUUCUCGCCACAAGCGAGUUUCAGGUAGAAGCCAUUGGAUACAACACCAACCAGGCACUCAGCGGCAGCAAACCGCUGGAGAAUAUUUCCGUCUACAGCAUGGAAUUCGGAGCACCCAUACAGGAAAAGUACACCUCUAUCCGCCUAAAGAGCAGUUCCAACUCAUGCGCGUUGGUGCGCCCAUCCGACCCACGUCAGAAUGCUCUCAUUUCAACCAUUUAUCGUUGGGGCCCUGGAAGACGCCCCAGGAUGCGCAUUCUACCCCGCGAUUCCAGUGUUUCGGUUGAGCAGGCCAUAGACGACGAUAAGUUGUGUGGAGAAUUGGUCGACGUCCAAAGCCGGUCGAUGUCGGGAGAAAGAAAAGCUUGUAACGCAGAUUCGCUGCUUAUUCUGGAGCGCAUGGAUCGCAUGGUAUUAGGGGACGGCACAAAGACUAAGAGCGGUGCCAGAGUCGCUCAGCUUAUUCGAAACGACCAAUUCCGCACCCGCGGCUCGGUUAGGUACUCCGGAGGUAAUGGUGGUCGCUUGGUGAUGGAUCUGCGCACGUGGAAGGAUGAGAAGCAUGCCGACACUGACGAUGUAGAGGCUUUCUUUGUAGCGAGUUGUAUCUUAAUGCUGAAGAGAGAGGCAGAUCGUUUCAUCGAAAAUAACAUCGUCGCCGUGGCAUAA